AUGGCGCCGGGAUCUUGGGCUCCCGCCGCAGCCCGCGGCCUUGCUGGCCGCCGCGUCGGCCCUGUCCUUGCCAGCGGGGAGGUCAAUGCUGGGACUGGGAGUGGGGGCGCGGAGGAGGAGCGGCGGGGCCGGGCUGGCGUCCAUGGACGCGGCUGCUCGCAUGGCGCUGCUGCUGCUAGGCAGACCUGGCUCUUGCCGUUCUUGGGACACCAUGAGAUGUGCGAGCUGCGAGUGUGCAGGGAAGCUAUCCGGGCGGGUGGGGGUAUUUGUAACAGGGGAGGAGAGCGAGUUCGCGAGCAACGACAAAGACGAAGCAGGGAGGGAACAUUUGGAGGGAGGCGCGGCCUCAUGUGGGACCUGCCACCCUGA
Molecule: messenger RNA, 369 nt
Organism: Miscanthus lutarioriparius
Lineage: Eukaryota; Viridiplantae; Streptophyta; Magnoliopsida; Poales; Poaceae
Source: the annotation of a GenBank genome assembly